Molecule: messenger RNA, 3084 nt
Organism: Branchiostoma floridae (Florida lancelet)
Lineage: Eukaryota; Metazoa; Chordata; Leptocardii; Amphioxiformes; Branchiostomatidae
Product: transmembrane protein 236-like
Exons: 4
Coding region: 845-2104 (419 amino acids)
Source: RefSeq, a predicted model, not a curated record
UUGUAGAUCAUGUGAAGCCGACGUUAUUAAAACGCCUCGCCCUUUGCUCACACAUGGGACCACGUGCACCGAACACCCUGUUUGUCUAUUUUUGUUUGUUUUUAACUCAAGCCCAAUCACAAAGGAGCCACUCAUGCAGCUUGUACAAAGUCUGAUUUGACCCGGGGCUUCUCAGAACGUGCUGACAGCGCAGAGUGGGGACACUCGACACAUUUCUCACCUGCGAAACUUCGCACCUUUGUUUGUCGUCUGAUAAAGUUUGUCAGAUUUGGGGCAAAAAUGGCGGGAACUCACUGAAGGUGGCUGUCGUCUGAUUUUCUGUCAGAAGUGGUCUCUAUCGUCUGACAUUCUGAGAGAACGUUUGGCGGUAAAAAUGUGUAAGAAUUGCAACAUUUGUCGAGAGGGCAAAUACUGAAGGUCGUUCUGUGAGAGGAGAGUCGAGGUGACGACAUAUUUUGUCGUCUGCGACGCCAUUUUGCUGACUGAAACUGUCCUACUUUCCACAUCACUGAGCGUCUUUCUUCAUCUGUACGAUUUGGACUACGCAGGAGGCUCUUGUCUUUUGGAAGAUUUUAUUUACAACUUUAAUACGACGAACUGCGCCAGACAAUUUCUGAACUGUGACCUGCAAAGUGACAAAAAAGUUCUGUCGUCUGCGACGCCAUUUUGGCGACUGAAACCGUCCUGACUUACAAACGUUUGGUCUGAUUCAACGCAAUUCCAUCUUCUGAGCACCUACGACCAGACGCAUCCUCGGCUAAGAUUUGUGUUGUAAUUUACCGAAAAUAAGGUCAAGUGGCCUCUCUAUUGUGGUACUUGCUCGUCUGAGGACAUUGUUUCAAACAUGUACACUCCAAAUGGAGGAUCCGCGACGAUCCCAAACGGACGAGCUUCGACCAGCAGCGAGUUCCACCCGCCAGAGCGACGGCAAAUCCGAGUCACCAAAGUCAAGGUCAUCAACUUCCUUCUAGAACUCUGCCAAUGGUCUUCGCUCGCUGUCCCCAUCUUCGUGACUUCUGAGGGGGUUGCCCGGACGGUGGACAGAAUUCAGGCGGGGAACACGACGACUGGCGCCGAGCAGGGCGGUGGCAGCGCCCCGGCGGAUCAGCUGCCGUAUUACUGGUUACUAGUGGCCGCCUCCAUCGCUUACGUGGCUACCGUCACCUUACUCAUCUACCUGCCUGUCAAGUACUGCUUCAUGUGGAAAAACAGAUUUCUGCUGGAAAAUGCCAAAUGGCUUCCCGCCAUGUUGAUGCACCUGUUGCUGAGCGUCCUACCGUGCAUGUCUCUCAUGCUGUUCGGGAUUAAGUUGCAGGACGACAAUAACGAGGUCGCGGCCAUGUUCGACACGUACACCGACUUUCCCGUGGCGCUGGUCGUCCUGGGCGUGCUCGCCGCCAGCUGGGUCGAGAAGGUCCGAAGAUUCCCGAUCGCGACUUCGGCGGCGGCGGAAAUGACCGAAGGGCCAAGCAGUCCUAGGUCUAUGGUAAACCCGGUUUACACAAUCGACGGCGCCGACGGCACCCAAUCAACGGACGAGCAGACACCACGUGACCCGAGCCCCAGUACUCCUCAUACGCCUGUAUCCAUCCGCCGAAGUUUCCCGAUGUCCUUCUCGUCCCGAACAUCGCCGAGGCCGAAGCCGAAGCUGACGUCAAACGACGACCGCGCCCGAAUCCUCUCAAUCGAGUUCUUCGCGGUCUACGACGUCAUCGAGCUGCUAUUGGUCACGAACUUUCACGACGUUUGCCGAACGUACUGGAUCUUCCCGAUCUACGUAGUCGCUUUUAUAAGUAUGUUCAAGUCAAUACUUCGUCUUGAUCACAGGUUUCUGCCUCUCGUCUCCAUGGCGACGCACGAAAUACCAUUUCUAAUCCUCCGCAUAGCGUUACUGGCAAAAUUUGGAAUAGCGAUCAUGAGUUUGGUCUACCCGCUGAAAAAUCUGGCGGCCAUCGCGUUCUACGUUUACUAUAACUUCGUCGUCGUGAUAAUCAAGUCACGAGCGUUCAACAAGAACAGAUACUCCUUUCCGAACAGGGAUGAUGCGGUCAGUACCACUAGCUUCUCCACAAUCUCAUCGCGACCUGGGUCCACUCUCUACUGAGUUAGAGAGCGAUAAUAACAAAGGACUAUUGUAAUAGUAUCUCACACACCUUCAAAACUACUGUACAUUCUAGAUACGUCCUACGAAUACGAUAAUUACUUUAGUCUAGCGCAUUUGCCAAACAGAAAGAAUAGAAAGAAAGAAAGAGAUCAUCUUGAAUCACUGAAGAUCAAGUAUUUCACGGAAAAGACAGACGCAAUCCGAUUCGUACGGUAUUUACAAGUUCAUUGUACAGGGAAAAGUCUCAUACUAAUAAGCUAUUUUCGACAAGCACAAUGAACAGUGGACCAGGGCUAAGGACUGCAACCCUUUCCAGUAGCGUGCAGGUCGGGUGAGCGGCACAGCCGGGAUUCGAACUCGCGGAAUUUAGUUCCAGAGUUAGCUAGAGGCAGGGUCGCUAAUUACAUCUUUGGGCGGCCUAAAAAGAUGAAGUCUGAAAAACAAGUACGUCUGUAAAUACUUGUGACUGGAAAUGUAAAUAGCUAAUGACGUCCAAAGUGUUGAUCGAACACAUACCUGUACAUUUCGCGAUAAACAUUGUAUUGCUUGUGAAAACACUCUCCCUGUAAACACUGUAAGAGUUUAUUCUUAUGAUCAAAGUAAACGAUGCAUAGAUAUUGGUAAAUUCUACAGACCUUUUCCUGACUACCAAAGGCCUAAGAAAAGUAAGGUUUGGAACAUUAUGCUUUGUGUUUUUCUGUAAAUAUAUAAUAUGUCUCACUUACAAAAUAUCUAAGACUACGAUAUCACAAGAGCCCUUACAAUUGACUGUCAACAUUUGUUUCUUUUCUUCUUUCUUGACUUCUCUUUUUUGUCCACAAACUUCUCCUGUACGUGUUUCACAACAUGUACCUUUAUUGAUCGUUUCAGGCAGCAGACUUUGAUUAAAACACACAAAUCAAUACGCUAGUCCAUGUGUGCUUGAUAUAUUGAUCUUGGCUAUUUUUCACUGACUGUACGUAUAAAAUUCUGUUCCUUUA